AUUGGUUGGUUCAGUCUCACCAUCCUUGCAAAAUUGGUCGAGUUUGGUAAUUCUCGAUCUCCAGAGUAAUGCACUUCAAGGAGUUAUUCCAUCGGUUUGGAGAGAGGUUUCCGGAUCUUAGAAUCCUUCGACUGAGCUCAAAUAAAUUCUCAGGACAAAUCCCAUCUCAGAUUUCCAACUUGAGCUCCUUGCAAGUCUUUGAUUUCGCAGAAAAUGAUUUUAUCGGCACAACUCUUGAAAGCUUGGGGGAUUUGAAAGCAAGGGCCAGUUCAAGAAAGAUAAAUCCUUGCAACAAUACCUCAGGGGAAUUCCCAUCAAAUUUGAUAAAACUUUCCGGUUUACUUGUUUUAAACCUCGCCAACAACUUUCUACAUGGAACAAUCCCAAACCAAAUUAGCAAUUUACACGAGUUGCUAUCUAUGGAUCUCUCGAGCAAUCUCCUCUCGGGGCCCAUUCCUUCUUCAAUGUCAUCAAUGACCUUUAUGAGUUUUCCUAACCUAUCAAACAAUAAUUUUUUGGGGAAGAUUCCAUCAACAGGCCAAUUUCCAACUUUUAGUGCAUCUUCAUACUCCAGAAACAAAUUCCUAUGUGGAGCUCCUCUUACAGUCCAGUGUGAGAGGAGUAGUUCCAGAGAGAAAGAAAGUAGGGAUGAUACUGAUGGAGCGAUAAGAGAUAAGUGGCUUAGUCUUAGCAUUGGUCUCGGUCUUGCAGUGGGACUCUUGGGAUUGCUUGCAGUUGGAUUGAUUGCAGUUGUAUCAAUCAAAAAAAAACAUGGAAUACUGCUCACUUCAAGUAUGUGGAUUGGAUAA
Messenger RNA from Asparagus officinalis (garden asparagus), 809 nucleotides. Its product is annotated as DNA damage-repair/toleration protein DRT100-like. The transcript has 2 exons. Gene Ontology annotation, molecular function: protein binding. The coding region runs from base 69 to 809 and encodes 246 amino acids. The record is from RefSeq and is a predicted model, not a curated record. Lineage: Eukaryota; Viridiplantae; Streptophyta; Magnoliopsida; Asparagales; Asparagaceae.